Molecule: messenger RNA, 18765 nt
Organism: Podarcis lilfordi (Lilford's wall lizard)
Lineage: Eukaryota; Metazoa; Chordata; Lepidosauria; Squamata; Lacertidae
Source: the annotation of a GenBank genome assembly
AUGGUGGGGCUCUUCCUAGGUAAUGCAGAGCAAUGUUUUAUACCUAUAUUCAUGUGAUUAUAUUUUAAAAUAUCUGUUCUAGUUUUUCUGGCACGCUAAUAAUAAUAAUAAUAAUAAUAAUAAUUUAUUUAUUUAUUUAUUUAUACCCCGCCCAUCUGGCUGGGUUUCCCCAGCCACUCUGAGCGGCUUCCAACAGAACACUAAAAUACAAUAACCUAUUAAACAUUAAAAGCUUCCCUAAACAGGGCUGCCUUCAGAUGCCUUCUAAAAGUCUGGUAGUUGUUUUCCUCUUUGACAUCUGGUGGGAGGGCGUUUCCACAGGGCGGGUGCCACUACCAAGAAGGCCUUCUGCCUGGUUCCCUGUAACUUGGCUUCUCGCAGUGAGGGAAAUGCCAGGAGGCCCUCGGCACUGGACCUCAGUGUCUGGGCAGAACGAUGGGGGUGGAGACGCUCCUUCAGGUAUACUGGACUGAGACCGUUUAGGGUUUAAGUAGGUGAUGUGUUAGAAGUUAAACACCAUUUUGAACCAUUUGGGCCAUCGUAUUUGCAACCUCAAGCCAGCAUAAGCCAGUGGGGUUGUUGUUUUUAUUUUGAUUAUAUAUUUUGUGGUUUUAUAUUCUGAUUUUGUUCUGUGAAUCGCCCUGAGACCUCUAGGUAUAGGGUGGUAUAUGAAUUCAAUAGAUGAUGAUGGUGGUGAUGACAAUGAUAAUAAUAUUGGGAAGUCUGGACUUGGACCUCGGAACGUUGGGUACUAUUUGUUGGUCAGUCAUGAACUCACACAGACCACGUUGCCCAGCCUCAAUUCUUCAUCUGUAAAAUGGGAAUUACCAGGCCCAAAUCACAUGCUUGUUUUGAUGUGGCACAGCCAUUGCAAAAUGAUUUCACUUAAUUCCAUGUGGUGAGUGCUUCUUGUUUGUGCAUGUGGGUUUACUCUCCAUGUUGACAGCUGAUAUUAAUAAACUCAGAUAGUUUGUUCCAAAGUGUGCAUUUCCAAGCGUAGUGCAGAAGGAAAUUUGUAUCCACAACUGCUGUCUUGGUCUACAUGUCUGGUGUCAUACUUUGCUUUAAAACGGCUGUGGAAAUGCUUUUUAAAAAAUCUGUGCAACCAGGGUUAAUAACAUUUACAAAUUGGUACUGCGUCUAAAUUUACAAAUCACACAGGGUUACAGAUUUAAGAGAUAGAGGCUGUGAGUUGGCAAACCCAGGUUUAGUAUAUAUUUAUGUGCAUAUUUAUACUCUAUCUGUCGUUUUUCACUUUAAAAUGUUCUAAACCACAUUAAGCCCAUGGGACAGGGUGGGAUAUAAAUUUAAAUAAAAGGACUGAUUUAUAGGUGGGAAGAAUUUAUUGCAAAGCACAUUCUGCUGGGUAAAGGACUCUUUCCCAAUUAUCCGUUAACAAUUUUAUUAGUGCUAAAAGCAUUAAUUGGUGGAUUGGUAUGAUGAAUCAAUCAGCAUAUUUAUCACAGACUUUAAAUGGCUGUAAUUGAUUAUCUCUUCUGUAAAAGGGUGUUCAGUGCAGUUGGCAGCGUAGAAAACAAGCUGGGUGCAUCUUCUUGAUUUAGGAAAUAUGCUUGGCCUAAUUUUCCUUAUCAAGUGACAUUGAUAUUAAUUGAUAUUAAUUUCUGAUAGUGAAUAUGAGAGUUGCUACUGCAAAGCAAAAUUAAAUACUACAUACACUUCAGAGAUAAUGUCCCUGGGAAUUUUGAGGGAAGUCAAAAUAUUUUUGGUAAAAUUAAAAGUUUGUAGGGAGAAGUACCCAUCUCUAAAAGCUGUUUCACAUAUCUCCCAUUGCCUCUGACUUGCACACACUACCCCCAAAAAAUUUCCCAAAAGCUCAAAGCAUUCAACUGAGCGUGGAUGGUGGUUAUAAAAAAGACAUGCUGCAAGUAACAAUAAAUCAAAAGCAAUCUGUUAAAGUCAGCCUUUACACUGCACAACCUUCAUAGAACAAUCAAAUUAAAACAAAUUGCUGUCCUGAGUCAAGGAAUGCAGAGUAACCUGAAGGACAGACCACCAGUUGGCCAAGACUUUCUUCAUAAUAACUUUUUUUCUAAAUCAGCAAAGCCAUGUGUCUAAGAGUGACUUCCGUGAAAUGAUUUGUGGAGUGGAACAAAGAUGAUGAAUUAUAAGAAACACGAACUGAUCUGGCUAAAAAGGAGGAUUAUAAUUCAUUAUCUUUUUAUUUGCAGCUUUAAAUUAGCAUUUUUUUUUCUUGCUGUUCACAUCCUCUUCCAAGAAUAAAACACCUUCCCUUUAGUUCACAGCCUGGAUUUUUUUUUGGGCAGGCUGUGUGUGAUGCACAUAAAUUGGGAGUUAUUCUGGUGUGCCCCAUUCUUUCUGCACUGAUCUUACAGGAAGACAGGGCCUUUUAGCCCAGGGCUAAAGACAUUGGGUGAGUUCACACAUGCAUGCACAUUGCUUGCUUUCUGUCUUUGCAGCUACUGAAUGUGUGAACAACCACCAGUGUAAAGCAGUGAUCUGAUAUGGGAUGAUCUGAGCGUUCUCCCUGUGGUGUUUGAGCUGCCAUAGGCCAUUCACGCAUGCAAGUCAACCCUUGAUGCCCCACUCCGCAGUUGAUGGGCAUGCAACUGUGAACUGGCUGAGCAUACAUCCAGGGCUGCCUCUGUUUUUCCACGGUAGACAGAAAUUUGACUUUUCUUUUACAAAAGGGUGGAAGGCUUACCUGCACCCAUUUGCAGCAAACAAUGGAAACCAUGGCUGGAGGAGUGGUGGUAAAUGUGUCCUCCCUCACACUACUGCUACAGCAAGGAUUGUUGGACUCCCACUCCCAUCAGUCCUGUAUGAUGGAAGUUGUAGUCCAGCAAUAUCUGGAGGGCUGCUGGUUCCCUACUCCUGCCCUACAAGAUCCUGUGAAGUUGCACAGAUAUUUCCAGAUCAAGUCCUGUGGAUUGGUCCCGUGAAACUUUCAGUCCAAUAAAAGGGCAUACAGUGUGAAAUACAUCGUAUAGUAAUUGCAGAUGGAUUGCCUCCUGCAGUUGCAGUCCAGCACAGCAUUACAAGUAUUUACAUUCUGUUUAUUUCAUUGGGACUUAACAGGCACAUACAUUUCUCCUUGUCAGUUGUUCAUAUUUACAAGAGCAGAAACUAAUUUAAUGAUUUACUACUUUUCAGUAAAUCAUAAUAAUAAUUAACUGUUGGAAGAUGCUUCGUUCGACCCUGGCUAGCUUUAUUGCAAAGCCUUACUGCUCAUGAAAAGGAUAUUUGCACUGUUCUUGGACACCAUCUGUUUAUCUUACUGAUGCUCUUGUGGAAGGCUCACACCACUGGAAUGAUGGUUUCACAGCAACAGCAGCUUGGCAAAUGGUGACGAGAGGGGUAGGAGAGAAGAUAAGACAUCUGCAAGGAAGCAUAACUGGAAGAUCCUCUGAGAAUAUGGUAGCCCCAUGUAUCCCACAUUGACAUCUGUACCAAACACAGGCCAAACUUGCUCCUUCCUAUGGAUGACUCAGUGCAUUGGGCAAGCUAAAUGAGAGAAUGGAGGAAAUGAAAGAAAUAGGAUUCUCCGCUCCCAAAUCAUAUCUUUGCUCUGCAUGAGCAUACCUGAACCUGUGUAUCUAUGGACUCUACUACUGAAAACACAUCUCAGUAGCAGAAUACAUGGUUUUCAUCUUUAGUCUUGGAUAGCCGGUCUAGGAAACACUCAUGCCUGAGAUCAUGAAGAGCAAAUUACUAGACAGGACCAAGCUAGAUGCCUCUCAAGAAUGGGCACUUCCAAACAGUCUGUUUACUGAGCAUUCAUCUUCAUUUUUUUGCAGUAAGGUUUUUGAUGGCAUUGGCUAUUUAAUGAGCAUUCAUUCUGAUUUGUCUAUGUGGAGGUUAGAUGAUGUUAUCAAAUCAACUAUUAUUCCAUGUUUUCCAGUCACUUAUCACAAAAAGCUAGAAAUCUGGGGGAAGUGGGUUUGUUGCAGGAGACCUCCCAGUUAACUAUAACUGCACGACCUGAAUUUGCUGGCAUGCCAUCGAACCUUACCUGAAAAGAGCAAUAAUCUGUUCACAUGCUUCUUUGUAUAAUAUUUAGGUUGGCCCUCUGAGCUGAGGAUAUUAGGGUCGGUCAGAGAUAGCCAAGGUGGUACCCGCUAGAAGUUGUUGAGAUGCAUUUCCCACCAUCCCUGACCAUUGGCCAUGCUGGCAGGGACUGAUGACAACGGUGGUCCAAAAACAUCUGGAGGGGACCUUGGGUUAGAUGUACCAACAGUCUGUUUUAGUGUAAGGCGGCUUCAUGCACCACAGAACAUUGGUGCUUGGUUGGAGAUUAAUGCUGAAAAGGGGACCCCUGUGGUCAAGCCAUUAGCCUGGUGGGAAUGUAAAAAGGUGAAAAGCUUCUGGGAGAUGAUAUAUAAUGAGAUGAAAAAAAUGCUGAAAUAUACAUUUGUAAAGAAACCAGAAGCAUUUCUACUGGGCAUUGUUGGGAGUGAUAUAAAUAGAAAGGAACGUAAGCUCUUUUUAUAUGCAAUAACAGCAGCAAGAAUAUUAUUGGCCCAAAAAUGGAAGCAAGAAGAAUUACCGACGAUUGAAAAAUGGAGGAUGAAGUUAAUGGACUAUGCAGAACUAGAUAAACUAACAGGAAGGAUUUGAAACCGGAGGGACCAGAAAUUCAUGGAAGACUGGAGUAAAUUUACGGAUUAUUUGAAAAGUAUUUGUGAAGAUCAGACGACGUUUGUAGGUUUGCAAGAUAUAUAUAAAGCCUGGUUUGGCCAAGGUUGCAGGUUCAAUUCCCCCCCCCCCCAUAUUCCUGCAUUGCAGGGGUUGAAGGAGAUGGUCACUGGGGUCCCUUCCAGUUCUACAAUUCUAUGAUUCUGCUAUCUCCAGAGCAGGAACAUUUAGUAUGCUUUAAAAAAAAAAUUAGUUUGGGAGUGUACAAAGCCUCUCCCAAAGAACUUGAGCUGGAUUGAGUCCAACCAGCAUGUGGUUGGAUAUGGCUGGAAACCUUUCCUGGCAACAAUUGCUAUACUAUGAGUACUAUGAGAGGGAGAGAGAAAAAGCAGCACAAGAAAUUAUCCAUAAAAGGUGUAGCUGGCUGGUAAGCAGAGGCUUUUAGCCGCCAAGAGCAACUGGGCUUUCAUGUUCUCGAAUUUUGGAGUGAAGAAUUGAAAUAGUGUCUUGGCAGGGACCAAAGGAAGCAGAUAGCCUAGCAAUAAGAAUCGUUUUAUUCACCCAUAAAUCAGUGCAAGGGCAUAUAUGUCUGAUGCACGAUAGCAACACACCCCAACAUCUAAAUUUGCUCUAGUGAGCAGUAAAUGUCAUGGCAUUACUCAGCUGUAUCCAGAUGAAAGGCACACGGAAACAAGGUGUUUGAAUGGCAACAAGCAUUGGUUAAGGGUGGAGCUACACAUUAAAGAGACCAGGAACGGAUGCUGAAAAAGCCAGACUCCUGUUCCCCCAACCCCAGUGAUGCUAGGACCUGGUUGGAAAAGGAGGCACCAUAAUGAUACCAAGACACUGAUCAGUUGAACAAAGUGUUAGGAUGGGGGGUAACUUGGCUGAUUUCAGUGGUAGCUCCAUGAUCUUCUUAAUUCCUUCUUAGGAGGAAUUAAUGUCUAAAGAGCUGUCACAAGGAAGAUGGAGCAAGCUUGUUUUCUCCCAGUCUCUAGGCUAGGACCCAAACCAAUGGAUCCAAGUUACAAGAAAGGAGAUUCUGACUAAACACCAGGAAGAACUUUCUGACAUUAAGAGCUGUGGAGGGGACUCCCACAACAGGUGGUGGACUCUCCUUCCUAGGUGGUUUUUAAGCAGAGAUUUGUGACCAUGGGUCCGUGUGGCCUUCAGUCCCGUCCCCCAAAUGGACACGUUGGGCAGGGUGCUAGGAGGGCCACAAAAAACUGUGAUACUCAGAUGCUGCUUUUAUAUCUCGACCACACCUACUUUGACAGGCCAUUCCCAGAGGAUUGACUAUGGGUGAGUGUGGCAAUCAACCAUUUCUGCUUCAGCUGCAACAAUGUGUGAUUUUUCCCUUAAAGCAAAUAGUAGUUUGAGAUUCACCUUAGGACCACAGCAGAGGAGAAAAGGGUAAAAUUGCCUGUCAGUUCCAUGAAUAAUCACCCUUCUGAGCUGAUGCUGUUUGCUUUUUAUUACUAUUAUAUUAUUUUUAAUCCAAGCAUGUUGCAAAUAUGCAUUUGCUGUCACAUGUGCUAAUUUGGCUCAUCAGUUUUUCAGUAGAUCUCAGGUGAUCUUUCAGUUUUGACAGCCGAACUGCGCUAUGGGUCUUCAGAACAUCUGGGUUCCAGAAGGAAGCUGUUACUGGGAACAUCAAACAGUGUGUGGAGGGUGGUGGGAGAAAAAGAGAGAAUUGGGAGCAUGCUCAUCCAUGGGGGCGCAAGAGGGCACCACCACCCCAGAUGAACCAAAAAAACCCCCCAAUUUCCAGCUUUAACUUUUCAAAAACACUUUAUAACCAGAGCAAAACAUGAAACAGGCAAUGUCCUAUCCUUGACUGCAGCAAUGGUGGUGUUUCAAAUGUGUGUGUUUUGUGGGGGGUGGGGUUUGGUUUUGUUCUUGCAGAUCAUGUGUGUGUGUGUGUGUGUGUGUGUGUGUGUGUGUUGGUAAGGAAAGCCCCCACUACUUGCUACUGCUGUGAAAGGAUUUAAGAACUGAUGGUCAUGGCAGGACUAAUCCAGGCCAGAAGGAAGAAAUCAGGAAAUGACUUAGAGGGUUGGCUGCCAUUCCUGCAGUUCCCAGAAAAAAAAAACAUAACACAGAUACACAGGAAACUGUUAAAUUAGAAAAUGUCUUUAUUAGAUAACUGGCAGUUGGAAGCUGAAGCCCUCUUUUUAUGGGUGUUUAGCAUACGAAAACGGCAGGGCUGUGUGUGAACUGGCUGCGCCGUCUUCAGACAGCCCAUUUUGGGAAAGUGGGAACAGACAAGGGUGCUGUAUUAAAUGAUAAUUGAGUUAAAUGUUGGCCACAGACGUGUGUGAUCCAUUGCUCGCAGUUGAACUGAAAUAAAUAGCAAGUUAGGAGGGUAAGUUUACUGGUAAGAGGAAGGAUUAUAUGAAUUGCCCUAACCAUUUCCAGUCAUGGAACAAAACGGUGUCAGUGUGAACUGGAAAACAAUUCCAUGAGCUUUGCCAAGUAAGAGUUGUGGGGACAAGGGAGUGGGGCGGGGGGGGGGGAGAUUCAGACUCAGGUGUCUGAUGCAGAGUAAAUAGCAAACUAUUUAAACAAAAGCCAACUAGUGACCAGAAGGGAAGUGUGGUGGGCGAAAGAGACAUUCAUCGCAAGACAAGCCAAAUGAGGUCAUUAUAUGAAGGGUGUGUUCUAUCCGCUUGGUAGACAUUAAAAAAGGAUGCUGGAGUGAUUCAGUUUUCUCUGCCAGGAACCGAGAUUUCAAAUAUAGACACCAAAAGCAGCAGAAUUCAAGUCUCUCUCUCUGUCUCCCUGUGUGUGUGUGUCUUUAAAUUGCCAAAAGAGAGAGGAAAACUGAUCUACUCAGAUUGUUUGAUCGGUUGUUGACUGUAUAUUUGAAGCAGAAGAGAUUUCUUAGGUAUUGCAGUGACUCAAGGUUACUUUUUGAAUUCACGUCUCCUUGGUCUCCAACCAACUGGGCAACUAAACUCAUUGCAAGGGGGGGGGGGCAGAUAAACUUUUGUUUUCCAAGCAUUCAAAAGAGAGAAAGCAUGCUAAUAAACAUCCCUGUUUAAACUAUGACACAUUCAGGAUAUAGGUGGUACCUAUUGAAGGAUGUGAGAGUAGCUAUGAAGUGGUCCUUUCAGAGUGGUGAGCCUGGUAGGUUCAAUAUUGCCUGCUGCAAUGAUGAUAUAGAUCCACACCAUAUCAUUUUAAGCAUAUCUCUCGCUCCCCCAAGAAUCCUGGGAACCGUAAUUUGCCUCUCAAAGAGCUAUAAAUUCCUGCACCCUCAACAAACCAGAGUUCCCAGGAUUCUUUAGGAGAAACUGUGUUCUUUAGCUGUGAGGUGUGGAUUUGACCAGCGAUGGAGGUUGCAUGGCCCUGUUGGGCUAAAAAGCUGGUGCUGGUCUUUUAGGUAGGAGUGCCAACUUGAUUCUUGUGGUUGACUCAAUGUUGGGGUUCUCCUGGCUCAGAAGCCAAGAGGCUGGUGGCAUAAAAAACCCCUAAGAAAUUAUGGAGGAUGAAAUAUACUCAGAGUCGCAAAGUGAUUUCAUGCUCUUUAUUCAGCUCAUAGUGGUGAGGAGGAAUGAAUGAAAGUCCCCUCAAAGUAUCUGCUUUAUAUACAUUAUUUACACAAUGGGCCGCACAUGAUUGGCUAAUUCUGGAAUUCUACUGUAAGCCAAUCAGGUUGUGGAUUCACUUAUAUCUGGAGCAUGAUUGGGUGGUUCCUGCCAACCAAUCAUACUGCUGCAUUGUUCUAGGACCAAUCAGACUGCUGCAUUCUGAAUCCUAUUGUUCUAGGACCAAUCAGACUGCUGCAAUUUGGAUCCUAUUGUUCUAGGACCAAUCAGACUGCUGCAGUUUGGAUCCUAUUCAACUCAGUACAUAACAGAGGAAAACCAUUUGGUCUGAACUUGGAUGAUCCCCAGUCAUAUAUAAAGCUCUCACUGCAGUCUCUUCCCCUCAGCUGAAGCCUAGAUGUGAGCUUAGUUGAGGGGAAAGUAUUGGGUGAGUGGAGGAAUUGCAGGAAGAUAAGCAUGAGGAAAAGUAGUCUACUGUCAUCCAUUUGGCCCCUUUGUUCUAAAAUCAGGACCCACCCAGGUUUUUUUUUAUGUGACUGGAGUAAACCAGGGCUGCCAAGAUCACACCAAAGGCUGCAUGCACUGCAUGACUUCCCCCAAAGAAUCCUGGGAACUGUAGCUUCUGCAUUUCCCAGAAUUCUUGUGAGGAGAGGCCACUUGCUUGAAAUUCAUUGUGUCUACACAGCCCAGGUUUCUGCACUGAAUGGCUUUUCUCAGAGAUGCUUUCUCCUGACUUCAACAGGAUGCCCCAAAGGAACAUACGGCCCACAUUGCCGGAAAGCAUGUCAGUGUCUGAAUGGAGGGCAUUGUGACACUGUGACAGGAGCCUGUGACUGCCUGCCUGGUUUCAUCGGAGCGGACUGUGGGAAAAGUAAGUGCCUCUCUAGGCCAGUGUCUUGUUUCCCACAGUAGCCAAUCAAAUGUCUGCGGGCAGCCCAUGCACUGGGCAUGAGGAAGUGAGCUCCAUAUAUCACAAUGAGCACAGUUGCUGGCACACAUUUAAACAUGGAGCAAUCCCAGCCCCUGGUGAGGAAGCAGUGGGGCUUAUUUAACACAAAAUGUCUAACGAUGCUAAAUAUUUUCUAGCAAACAGGCUGUGUACAUGCCAUGCUUUUAAAGCACAUUCAGGGCACAUUCUGCCCACCCAAAACUAUGUAAGGAACUGUAGCCUGCCCUCCCCAGAGCUACAAUUCCCAGCACCCUUAACAAAAUGCAGUUUCCAGGAAAUGGGGGGGGGGGUAAUUCUCUGAAUGCGUUUUAAGUCUAUGUUGGGUACACAGCCUUAGUAGAGUAAAAAGAACAGCCUUUUCCUAAGAAAAGGAACUUGCAGAUUUAACUUUUUGCAAUGAGCUGGCAAACCAUGUUGCUUUUUUCUUCCUUUUAGCUUGUCCAGAGCAUCACUAUGGGAAGGACUGUGCCUUAUUCUGCUCCUGUGGUGAAGGACGUUGUGACUCGGUGAUGGGCAAGUGCUACUGUCCACCUGGCCGAAUUGGACCCAACUGCCUUCAAUGUAUGAGAUGAUCAGCUUUUAAACAGCCAGAACAAAUGCAAAAUAUUAAUAAAUGUCUGUACUCCCUCAAGAAUGGUCAGAGUUUCCAAUCUUGGAGGCUAAUGCAUGCAAAAGUUUUAAUACCACUGUCAUGCUAUUGCCUCCUACCUGCUUCUGUCUCUUGUCUGUUGUCUCACCCAUCCCCAGCUCAGUGGUGUUUCCAUAAAGAAAUGGUUCUUUUAAAAUGUAUUCUGAUCCAUUUAAUUUGUUUUACCAAAGUUCUUCCUCUGUCUUAUAAAGAUCGUAUGGAAAGAGCAAGGGUAAAAUCAUCCCUGUGAGAAUGAAUGGGCUUUAAAAAUCCUUUCAUUCAUUCCUGCCUAAACCUUCAGUUUCCUUUGAGGAAAAAUAUUCAUGGCAAGGGCUGUAGCUCACUGCUUUGCAUGCAGAAGGUCUCUGGUUCCAUCCUUGACAUCUCAAGCCUGCAAAUGAUUCCUGCCUGAAACCAUAGAGCACUACAGCUAAUCAGUACAAAUACUGACAUAGCUAGAUGGUCCAUUACUCAGACUUUGUAGAAGACAGCUUCACAUUCAGAGUGCACUGGGGAAUCUGGCUAUCACCCCAUCAACAAUCCAUGGUUUCAUCCUUUUCUUUAUUUGUGUGUCCAUGUUACAGUCCCUUCUCCUGGCUUGAAGUACAGAUUUGCUUGUCUUUUACAAUUUCAUUGUUUUGAGCAAAGUGGGGAAUCUGUGGCCCUCCAGAUGUGGUUCCUGGACUACAACCACAACCAUCCUUGAUGGGGUUGAUGGGAGUAGGGACUCCCAACAACACCUGAAAGACCAGAAGUCUCCUGCUUCUCCUGUAUAGUGGGAAGCUGUCCAGGGAAUGGAGAUUGUCUCCCUUAGCUAUGGCAUUCAUUUAUGUGUUGCACUAAAUUAUUGUUUCUUCUUUAAAAAAAACACUUUGUUAAUUUACUAUAGUGUGUCCCCAGGGAAGAUAUGGCCCCCAGUGUCAGCUAAAAUGUUUGUGUAAGAAUGGUGGCAUCUGUGAUCCCGUGAAUGGGACCUGCAUUUGUGGACUUGGCUGGACAGGACGCUACUGUGAGAAAGGUAGUAUUUCUUUUCUCCUUCAUUGCAUUGUUUACAGACAAGCAUUUUCCCUACAUAUUUGCAUGGGAUUUAUGGUGCAAUUCUCUUCACCCAGACCACCCAAUUAUAAAUGACCAAAUUACGCUGUGCUUAGUUUAUUGGUUCGUAGAGUAGUAGUCACUGGUGUGAACUCAUGGAUAUAACUGCUGAGAACAUUUCAUGGGAAGAUACAAAACUACCCCAAAACCUCACGAUAAAAGAGAUGUGGUUUGUUACUAAUGCUUUUGAAACUCUCCAAAUACUUGAAACAGUUUUGUUUGCAAUGUUCUCAGCUAUGUAAAAUCACAUUUAAUCUGAAAGAAGUAGCAGCAGGGUUUGAGUUUGCAAUAUUUCUCAGAUUUUCCUGUUGCUUUGUGAUUGUUUAGCAGGGGAGCAUUGUUUAGAUUAGUAAGGUUUUCUGGACAUUUCCCCCCCGCAGAAUGUGCUCUUGGAAAAUAUGGCUCUGAUUGUCAGCUAGAUUGCGCUUGUCAGAAUAACGGAACCUGCAACCGGUUUACUGGCUGCUGUCAGUGCACAGAAGGUUAUUACGGACAUUCCUGCAACUACAGUAAGUCAUCGGCCAAGGAAGCAAAGCCAAGAGGCUAGCUUGGCAGUAACAAUGCAUGCCUAUGCAAGAAUAACCACAGACAUAAUUUUAAUAUCUUGUUGCAUCUCCUUAGAACUAAUUGUCAAAAUGUUCUGCUGCUAAGUGAAGAAAAUAUUGAGUGAUGUAUGUAGGCAUCUGUGAAGCAGUAUAGUUUAAAUUAUUGGAAGGGCCAUAUAUCGGCUUUGCAUGCAGAAGGUGCAAGGUUCCAUCCCCAGAAUCUCAAAGUAGGGCUGCAAAGACAGCCUCCCCAUCUGAAACCCUAUGAAGCCACUGCCAGUCAGUGUUGAUAAUACUGAGGUAGAUGGACGAAUGGGUUUGACUUGGUAUAAGUCAAGUUCCUAUGAAGGUCUACUUAGCUACCAUACCAGCCUAUCCUCUUACUGAAAUGUUCAAAUCUUCACACGGUGCAUAGUUAAACUAUAGAACAUGCUCCCACAGGGGGCAGUGAUGGUUGGUUUUAAAAGAGGAUUGGAUAAAUUCAUGGAGGAUAAGGCCAUCAAUGGCUGCUAGCCAUUAUAGCUGUAUUCUGUCUCCACAGUUGGAGGCACUAACUAAUGCUUCUGAAUACAGUGGUGCCUCAGGUUACAUACAUUUCAGGUUACAGACUCCGCUAACCCAGAAAUAUUACCUCGGGUUAAGAACUUCUUGCUUCAGGAUGAGAACAGAAAUUGUGCAGCGGUGACACAGCAGCAGCAGGAGGCCCCUUUAGCUAAAGUGGUACCUCAGGUUAAGAACAGUUUCAGGUUAAGUACGCACCUCCAGAACGAAUUAAGUUUUUAACCCGAGGUACCACUGUACUACUGUAUUUUUUGGAAACCGCAGGGGGUGCUGUUGUGCUCAAAUCCUGCUUGUAGAUUUACUAUAGCCAUGUGGUUCACCACUGAGAGAACAGGAUGCUGGACUAUGUGGGCCACUGCCCUGAUCUGGCAGGCUCUUCAUAUUUUAUGAUGAUGAUGAUAAUGAAUAGUAUUUUAUUAUUUUAAUAUUUAUACCCUGCCCAUCUGACUGGGUUGCCCCAGCCACUUUGGUGGCUUCCAAAAAAUAUAAAAGCAUAAUAAAGCAUCAAACAUUAAAAACGUCCUUAUACAGGGCUGCCUUCAAAUGUCUUCUUCCAGCAUUCCAACAUUACUAUUAGUGUUGGACAAAAUUUUCAUGGUGCAUCUUCUGAAAUAACAUUAUCGUUUCACUUCUCAGCCUGCUCAUCUGGAUUUUAUGGUCUCAACUGCCGGUAUCCAUGCAACUGUAAAAAUGGAGCCACGUGUCUCCCAGCGACUGGGCUGUGCGUGUGUGCCCCAGGUUUCCAAGGGGUACACUGUGAAAAAGGUAAAUUUCCUAUUUAAGACAGCCCAAGUGUUGGAGCAUCUUGGGGCCUGUUUAGCCAUGCUAAAGAUGCUUUAGAUCCAAACGCUGGCAUGCCAUGCAAUUUCUGAACAUGGGAAGCAGUCCUAUCAAGAGGUAUUGGUAUUAAAUGAAAUGUUAGGGCAAUUUAUUUAGUUACGUUGCAUUGUCUUUCUUACAAUGGCAAUAUAUAUAUAUUGCAUAUGCCAAUGCUCUGCUUUUUCAGGUUGUCCAGCUGGAAUGUUUGGAGACAAAUGCAAACAUCAUUGUGAGUGUGCAGGAUCAACUUGGUGUGACCCAGUUACUGGAAAGUGCUUUUGCCCACCUGGCACAACUGGGGACAGGUGUGAUCUUGGUAAGAUCCUGGAACAAAACUGAUACAUUUUCUUUUCCCUGUUUUCCCUGUUGCUGGUAUGAAGCAGAGCAAUGUGAUAAUCCUAAAGUGGUAGAAUAGACUGUACCACCUAAGGCUGCAGAUUCGAAGGGGCUGCCAUUUUUUACUGCUCCACACAUUUAAAUAAACAAAUAAGGAACAUGCUGAAAUUAAAUGAUCUUACACAGCAGACACAUGUAACAGUGUCCUGACUAAAUUGCCCUUUCCCCUUCCUGAUGGGGAGGUACUGCUUAACCCUUUUCACGCUGGCCAUUUUUUAAACUCAAAAUGGCACCCACAAGCUGCUUUUUGCAACCCUGUAACUUCACUUCUGCUGGUGAGGGGACCAGCAGAAGGCCCUCGGAACUGGACAAUAAUAAGGGUGGUAAAAGUAAAGGUAAAGGACCCCUGACAGUUACGUCCCGUCGCGAACGACUCUGGGGUUGCGGCACUCAUCUCGCUUUACUGGCUGAGGGAGCUGACGUUUGUCUGCAGACAGUUUUUCCGGGUCAUGUGGCCAGCAUGACUAAGCCACUUCUGGCGAAAUCAGAGCAGCACACGGAAACGCCGUUUACCUUCCCGCUGGAGCGGUACCUAUUUAUCUACUUGCACUUCGACAUGCUUUCAAACUGCUAGGUUGGCAGGAGCUGGGACCAAGCAACGGGAGCUCACCCCAUCGCGGGGAUUUGAACCGCCGACCUUCCAAUCGGCAAGCCCUAGGGUCAGUGGUUUAGACCACAGUGCCACCCGCGUCCCUAAUAAGGGUGGUAGUAGGACCAAACAGGACAGUGGGGGUUAUACUGUGAGAGGCUUUGGGUCCACCAAAUGCACAGUCUCAUUCCCCUAGCACCCGCUCAAAAAGGUGUGUGUGUGCACUAGCCCUGAAACUGGUACAGUUAUUUUCCUUGCCACUGCAGUAUAUGUGAAAAGGAUCCAAGGGUCUUGGUGGACCACAAGCUUAACAUGAGUCAACAGUGUGAUGCAGCAGCAAAAAAAGCUAAUGCUAUUCUAGGUUGCAUCAACAGAAGCAUAGUGUCCAGAUCAAGGGAAGUAAUAUUACCACUCUAUUCUGCCUUAGUCAGACCACACUUAGAAUACUGUGUCCAAAUCUGGGGAUUACAGUUUAAGAAGGAUGUUGACAAGCUGGAACAUGUGCAGAGGAGGGCAACCAAGAUGAUCAAGGGUCUGGGAACUAAGCCUUAUGAGGAAUGCUUGCAGGAGCUGGGUAUGUUUAGCCUGGAAAAGAGGAGACUGAGAGGAGAUAUGAUAGCCAUCUUCAAAUAUCUUAAGGGCUGUCACAUGGAGGAAGGAACAUACUUGUUUUCUCCUGCUCUGGAAGGUAGGACUCGAACCAAUGGCUUCAAGUUGCAAGAAAGGAGAUUCCGACUAAACAUUCAGAAAAAAAACUUUCCAACAGGAAGAGCUGUUCAGCAUUGGAACAGACUCCCAGGAGAGGUGGCGGACUCUCCUUCCUUGGAGGUUUUUAAGCAGAGGUUGGCUGGCCAUCUGUCAUGGAUGCUUUAGCUGAGAUUCCUGCAUUGCAGGGGGUUGGACUAGAUGACCCUUGGGUCCCUUCCAAUUCUGUGAUUCUAUGGAACCAACACACACUUCCCGUGUUCAUGUGAGCCAAGCAGGUCUUAGGAAGUGGGCAUUCCUUUGCCACAGACUCUUCCAUCCACCCUCAACUCAAGCGGAUUACUCUUGGCUUUUUGGAUUAAUCAGAGAAAAUAUCUGUGAACUUUGCAAUCAAUGAUUUAUUCUCAAGCAGAUUUUCCUUUCUUGAGAGUAGCUAUAGUCAGGGGAAAUCGUAAGGAAGCGGCAGAGGUCCCAUCAUUACAAGCCUUAAGGCUUAUUUAAUGUUUACACUGGGUGUAAACCCAGAUGGUCUCCACUCGAAGCAACAAUACACUGUUGAAAUGUGGUCCCGACUAUAAAGGGAUGGAAAACAGCCUGUUGCUUACAAGUUCAAGAUCCACAACCCAGAAGGGAAAUGGCAUGGUAUGCUUUCAAAUACAGCCAGUGUGAAUGAAGUGCCCCAGGAUGUUGGAAACGCGGAAUUUGCUCCAACCCAAGAGCCUAAAAGAAAGGAAAUGACUCUCUUCCUAGCUUGCCCCAUUCCCUGCUCAAGAUUCCAAUCUUUCAGUUCUUGUGGUUUGAAUAGGGACCACACAGUACAAUGAGUAAGGCUACUUGAAUGCAGAGAGCUUUUCCAGCUAGAUAGUGUUUUUGUUUAGACAACUGGGGAACACAAGGGGGAAGCUCAGCACAAAAAAUAAGAGUGAAGUUUUGUACUCCUUGGGGGAAAAACAGAAAAAAAGGAAAGAAAAGUAGAAGUCACUUUUAUUUUCUUCGAAACAGUCUGUGCAACCCCCAAAGCUUAAAAAGCUGUUAUGGGUUUGGUUUUAUUUGCAUUUUUAUUUUCAAUUAGGCCGAGUUCAUCUGUGAUAUAACCAUGAGCAGCUGUGACUGUGCAGCAGCUAUAAAGAUAAAAGGCCUGAUUUUAAUUUGAACUCUGGUAAAGCACCCAUUAAACAACCAUAAUGUUAAUUAAAAAAAAAAAGCAAGAGAAUAUAUAGGAGGUUUUUUAUUAGGUUGCUUUUUUCUGCUAAAUUAACAUUGCAGACUUUCAAACAGAUGUCUUAAAUACACAUUGUUAUGAACAUGAAAAUGUGGUUAUUACUUAAAUUAAAAUCAGGCCCAGAGGUGUUUGCAAGAGCCUGUCUCACAAUGUUCCCUUAAUUGAAAGAACUGAAGUGUCUGAAUAGGACUAAAGAAUUCUCCCGGUGGGGGGAAGCGAUCCUAACUGCCCAGCAAAUUGCUUUUAGUUAUGUAAUAGCUCAGAUGGUGUAAAGAAAAGGUCUAUUGUCUUUUAUCACAGUCCAGGUGAGAGAAAGUGUCUAUGGGAAUAUGUAGUAGUAGAAUGAUGGUGGUUUUCAUUAAUGAGCACCCUGAAGCAGACAUGGUCAGUUCAGUCCAUGCAAGUCCUCUUAGGUUUAUUCAUAAGCUUGCUUUAUCCCGUUUCCACAUCUGCAAUGUUUUUUGUUAAAAAUUAAUAUCUAAAUAUGCCUCAACAAACGAGUCUCAGUAUGUGCAUUUUUAAACCAAUGCAUAUUUUUAAACAUCGUUUGGGUACCUUGAGUGAGCUGAGGUCUGCAGAAUUUGAAGAAGCGGAACUACUGAAGGGUCGUUUCUGAUCCGCACAUCAGUCUGAGAGGUGCAGAUAAAUUGUGUUUGCAUCAGAAUUCACAGAAAUUGAAUUCCUCAGGCACCCGCCCACCUUAAAUUUAAUCAGUAAUGAGAAUGACGGAGACCCAACUCUUUCACGUAACCAAGCAUGGAAGCCAUUAAAAAAGCAACACCUACCCAUUCACCUGCCCUUCGGUCCCACAUGAACCUGCUUUUGUACUGAGGUCAUAACUGGAAGUCCUUCUCUGGGUGCGCCUCCCCCCCAUUUUGAAGACAGCUGGGUGGCGACCAGAGAGUGGGGCCUUCUUGUCUGUGCUCAUUUGCACAAGGCUGUUCCUAAAAAAGGCUCACAAGGCACACAAUUAUACCGGACAAUAGCACUUUCAUGCUCUCAGACCUUUUUUAAUGCCAUCAAAUUGCCAUUAGUCUUCUGCAUUAAUCCUUUUAUUUAUUUUUUGCUGCUGCCACUUUUAUACGUUUAGUGUGAUUUUUUUAAAAAAAUAUGUUUUAUUGUUUUAAGCUGUUUAGGGUUGUUAUUUUUUGGGGGGGGGUGCCUUUAUUCUUUUAGUUCUUUUCUCUAUUCUGAGAGCAAUAUUGGCAAAAGGGAGGAUAUACUUGUUUAAUUAAAUAAAUGUUGCUUGUGCUCCAAUCCACUGAAGGCUCUCAUUAGCAGAGGGUGGAGGGGGGAAAGUGAUUUUUGACAAUUCCGCCUUCCCCCAAUGCUCCAUUCCUCCUGAAAGUUCAACUCUCUGGAACAGUUUAGGCAUGGGAUACUGCCAAGCAAAAGAGGAAUAAGUGAGAAUUGCCUCUCUCCUUUCCGCUAGUGACAUCCUCCACUGGAUUGGAGUCAUUGCCAUCUUCUUUAAAAAAUAAAAAAUGAGAGAGUAAAUUUCUUCAUAUUUAUGAAUAUCUUCUCUCCUAAGAAUCCUCUCACCUUCACUGAAGCAUUGCAAAGUGGGAAUAUCUUUAGAUUAAAUCAACUGAUUGGCUGCAAACCAUUCAUAUUACAGAUUAAAUGCUAAUAAAUUGUUGAUUAAGAGUAAGAGAAGAAUCCGACGUUUCCUUAUUUCCUAGCAUGCCUUCUUUAUUUUCUUGUUCUCUCCCGCUCUGUUUUAAAGCAUUUCUGGUGAGGUGAGUGGCAGUGGUGAUGGAGAGGGGAUAGUAAAAACUAAAAAUUAAAACUCUGUGACAUAAACAUUUGCUGUCUCUUGCAGAAUGUGGGCCAGGCAAAUAUGGCCCCAACUGCUCUCAGCGGUGCCAAUGUGCCAAUAAAUCCCAAUGCGACGUGCGAAAUGGCAAAUGCACUUGUCUCUACAAAUGGAUGGGACCAUCUUGCAAAGAAGGUAACUGUAGAGAGUCUGCAAGAAAUAGUCUGGGCGGAAUAAGAUACAACACACUGCCGUGUAGUUCACUGCCCAUAUUCCAGGUUGGGGGCUAUGCUCUGUGAACAACCAGUGGCAGCCAUGCCGUCUUAGUCCACUGCUAAUACUGCAGGUUAGAGGUUGUAGCAAUGGUCAAUCUACUUAUAUUGUCCCCUCAGUUCUUCUUCCAGGCCAAAUCUAGCACUCAACUGCAUGCAUAUAUUUGCAUAUGAAGUAGAAUCCACAUUGGAGCACCAACUCCUGUCUUUGAUGCCAACGUUUUGUUUUUCGCUCCCUCAGUCACAGGGCGAAAUAACACCAAUGAUAUCCUGCAACAGUUUUAUUUUAUUUUUUGCAUCUCUACUCUUAUAAAUAUACAGUUGGACCCUCUGGAUACAAAUUUAAUUUGUUUCGGGGGUCUGUGCAUACCCCGAAAAAUCCAUAGCCAGAGGUGCCGCUUCUGCGCACGCAUGCGGCGUGAUAGAGCGCGCAUAUGGUGAAACCCAGAAAAACACUUCAGGGUUUGCCGCUUUCGCAACCCGAAGUUUACGUUACUCGAGAGUAACGUAACCCAAGGGUCUAUUGUACAUUGAGCAUACAGAGUGUGCAUUGUUGUACACCACCUUGAUAUUUUAUGCCAGUAUAGAAAUGCUGUUAUAAAUACAUGCAUACAUAUAUAUAUCCACUGCAAUAAGAUGUGGGUGAUGACCGCUGUAGCGGAGGUUUAGUUUUCCUUCUCUUAGAUGGGCUACCUUCCCAGGUUGAUGAGACCUGUCCGCCCCUCACUUUCUUCUACAGAAUGUGCAGAAACUGCCUUCUUGACUAUUGGGUCCACUAUUGGUCUUGUCCGCUCAAUCUAUUGGAGCCUAUCUGGCAUGCAGGGAAUUAGCUGGCCAGUCCAAGCCUUCUCCUAACAUUGCAUACACCGCUUUAUUUAUUAGAUAGUUAGAGUAUAAAUGAUAAUCUGUGUUAAAUCUCAUCAAAGAUGUCUUAUGCGACCUUCUAAGUGUGUUUAUCUGUAAAUCUCUAGGUGGCCCUCCAAAACUUCUGUCUCAUGAAGAACACACUCAAGAGAAAGGGAAUACUUUUUCAAGACUGCCACAACAGGAACACUUGGACUAA